GCUUUCCGUAAACGAAUUACGGUAACUUGACCGUCCUUGGCGAAUUGGGAGACGAGUUUUUUUGUACUUUUUAAACGACUCCACAGUUAUGUCGUCGACGGACGGUCGGACGGACGGUCCAGAAACUCCAUUAGAGAGAUAUAUUCCUGCCGAUAGUUUUCAGACUUUGAAAAAACCUGUGAAAUUUAUCAGAGAAAAAUUUGUUCUGCCAUUUAGAUCAAAAGAUCCUCCUGUAUAUUAUCACAGACGUUUUGAACGAGUUCCAACUAUAGAUCAGUGUGAAGUUGAUGAUCCACUGUGUAGAUAUGAGGCAAAUAUACAGUUUAUUAGAGACAAGCAAGUUGAUUCUGCGAUAAUCAAGAUAUUACGUCGUCGACUCACAGAGUGCAGAGCAUAUUGGAAUGAAGAUGCUGAGCUUAAAUGUCAAAAAGAGCAUUCUUUAUUUGUAGACAAUUUGCAAAAUUGGUUUGUUAAGUAUGGAGAAAUGGGCUUCAACGUUGAUGUUGUUUCAGCUUACAUGAAACAGAAACACAGAAUGAUCUGGCUACGACGAAAACAUGAAAGUGGUGAAACUGAUUUACAAUACAGGGAUUAAUGUUAUUGUAUAAAAUUUGGAAAGUGUGAUUUCAAAAGAAACUUGUUGAAAUUAAAACAGUACAAUUUAAUCUGUGUUGAAUGAUAUGUGUUAAGAUAGAGGGAUGAAAAUGUUAUUUUAUUUAUAUUUUUUUAGAGUGUUACCUAAAAAAAUAGAAAUUGCCAGAAACAUUCUAUAGCUUGAUAAUUGAUAAAGGUAUUCUCAAGGAAUAAACAAAUAAAUGGUAAACAAGA
Ruditapes philippinarum (Manila clam) is the source of this 828-nucleotide messenger RNA. RefSeq names its product NADH dehydrogenase [ubiquinone] 1 beta subcomplex subunit 10-like. The record is from RefSeq and is a predicted model, not a curated record. The transcript is spliced from 4 exons. Lineage: Eukaryota; Metazoa; Mollusca; Bivalvia; Venerida; Veneridae. The coding region runs from base 89 to 595 and encodes 168 amino acids.